AUGUCAAAAUUUGAAUCAAAAUAAAAUUAAUCGAACUAAAGUUAGACAGAAAUAUCGCACUUCUUAUUUUAAAUUUUCAGAAAAUUUUGCCACUAAUAUAAUUGGUUCACCGUUGGAAUAUUUUAAACAUGGGAAGUGCAAAAGAAAUAGCUGAGAAAUCGAUAAAAAUGCUUCAAAGUUUACCUAGAAUUCAACUGGGGAAUCUGCGUCCAAAUCCCAAUUCUAAGCUAAAUGUCAAAAGGGGUAGAGCUCAACAUGGUGGUGACAAACAUGGUGCUGGAAAUAAAGGUUCUGGCCAACGGCAAAACUAUAUGAGAUUAGGUUACGAAACCGGUAAUACACCCUUCUAUCUACGAUUUCCAUAUGAACCUUAUUAUAAGGGUCAUCAUUUACGUCGAGAAUAUCCUCCAUUAAGUUUACAUCAGUUACAAACUUUAUUAGAUACAGAUCGAAUUGAUAAAAAUAAACCAAUCGAUUUAACACAGUUAUGUAAUACUGGAGUUGUUAAUAUAGAUCCAGUUGGAGGAAUGCAUUAUGGUUUUCAAUUAACAGAUGAAGGGAUAAAUAAUUUUAAAGCUAAAAUUGUUAUAGAAGUUCAACAUGCUAAAGAAAACGUUAUUGCUGCAGUUGAACGGAAUGGUGGUGUUAUUCGGACUGCUUAUUACGAUGUUAGAGCGUUACAAAUUCUCGUUGAUCCUGAAAAGUGGUUUGAAAAAGGUAUUCCAAUUCCUAAACGAAUGCUGCCACCACAAGAUGCUAUUGAUUAUUACACUUCUGCUGUCAAUCGAGGAUAUUUAGCGAAUCAAGCAGAAAUUGAUAAAGAACGUGAAAAACUGGCCACAAAAUAUGGAUAUACGUUAUCAAAACUAAAUGAGGAUCCCGGAUUCGCCGAAAUUGCUAAUAUGGUAAAAGAAGAAGAAGAAAUUUUUUAUGGUUUAAAACCAGGUUGGGUUAUAAAUUUGGUCGAUAAGGAAAUUAUUAAGCCAAAAGCUACAAAUGUUUAGUUAGAAAUAUUUAUAAAGAUUUUUUUAUUGUUAGAUUAAUAAAGGCUAAUGUUCUGAAAGAAAUAAAGAAUAUAUAUUUAAUGUUUUUUCAAGA
Molecule: messenger RNA, 1098 nt
Organism: Condylostylus longicornis
Lineage: Eukaryota; Metazoa; Arthropoda; Insecta; Diptera; Dolichopodidae
Gene: mRpL15
Product: 39S ribosomal protein L15, mitochondrial
Exons: 3
Coding region: 129-1004 (291 amino acids)
Biological process (GO): translation
Cellular component (GO): mitochondrial large ribosomal subunit
Molecular function (GO): structural constituent of ribosome
Source: RefSeq, a predicted model, not a curated record